This is a messenger RNA of Monoraphidium neglectum, 315 nucleotides long. RefSeq lists its product as hypothetical. Lineage: Eukaryota; Viridiplantae; Chlorophyta; Chlorophyceae; Sphaeropleales; Selenastraceae. The annotation marks the transcript as partial. The record is from RefSeq and is a predicted model, not a curated record. The transcript is spliced from 4 exons.
AUGGAGCUGGUCCAGCUGGCGGCGCAGAUGGUCGGCAGCCUGAAGCCUGAGAAGAUGAGGACCAAGGGGCUGCGUCAGCAAGGCCUGGCCGGCGGCAAGGGCGUGCACUGGAUCCCUGCGCGCGCCAUCAUGUGCGUGUGCGCCGACGCGCCGCUGCGGCAGGAGCUCGAGACCGCGGUGUCGCGGGACAGGCUGCUGGGGCCGUCGGCGGCGCCGGGGCUGGUGUCGCAGGUGUGGGUUGAGGUGUGGCGCCAGGCGGCCCCCCACGAGGUCAGCAAGGUGGUGGUCCUGCUCGAGGCCAAGGCGCUGCUGCAG